UAUAUAAAAAUAUAAAACAAUUUUCAAAAACAAAACAAACAAAUCGUUAGAUUAGAUGAUGAAGUGGUCGCUGAAGACUUGGUCUAUCAAGUGAUCAACAAUUCAGUUCCCAAAAGAGUUCAUACGUCUUGUUAUUAUCCAUCCGAUUGAUUGACAGACCGAUAGACAAACAAUGGCCGACGCAUUGAACCAAUUGGUAGCGCCGACCGGUCAGCCAUCGAUGACCGGCGGCCCUCCGUCACAGCCAUCGCCGCCGGCGGCCCCGAACAUAGCCCUAGUUUGUCGAUUGGGCGACGAAACCGUACAGGAAAUUGUGGCCAAAACUGGCGAACUGUUUCAAGCGUUGCGGGCAAUGCCGCCGCCGAGUGGACCGCAACAGCAGCUGAUCAACGCUCAGGAACGACAGGUCCGGACCAAAGAACUGCUGAAGACUAUCGAGUUUUUCUUUAAACGAUUGAGAAAAUCGUACGAAAAGUGUAACGAAUGUUUGUCGGCCAUGGAUUUCAUACAAAUCGAAUCCGUAGUACCGAUGAAAGCCGACGGCCAGGACUGUGGUGGACACGGAAACAUCAACAACAGCAACAAACUGGACGAUAAAAAACAAUCAAAUCCUAAAGCCAAACAACUGGAGACCGAACACCAGGAUCUGGUGGAUCUGUUAUUGUUGAAGAAUAGGCAAAUCAAAGAGAUUAUCGAUAAUCUUCGGGCAAUUGUCUGGGAAAUCAAUACAAUGCUUGCAAUGAGACGGCCGUAAUGUUUGUGGUGACCGAUGAGGAAGACAAUGAAGAGUUUACUGAAUCAUUGCUGUUGUUGUUGUUGUAAUCAAUCAAUUGAUCUAACAUUUUAUAUACACAUCACUAUACAGUAUUGUAAACUGUAUAUCAUAUAAAUUAAUUUAUAUAUAAGUUUAUAUCACAUUUUAUAUCAUAUUUUAUAACUUACCGGUA
Messenger RNA from Oppia nitens, 947 nucleotides. It is a transcript of the gene MED30, whose product is annotated as mediator of RNA polymerase II transcription subunit 30-like. Bases 173 to 754 code for a protein of 193 amino acids. The record is from RefSeq and is a predicted model, not a curated record. Lineage: Eukaryota; Metazoa; Arthropoda; Arachnida; Sarcoptiformes; Oppiidae. The transcript has a single exon. Gene Ontology annotation, molecular function: transcription coregulator activity. Gene Ontology annotation, biological process: positive regulation of DNA-templated transcription. Gene Ontology annotation, cellular component: mediator complex.